CAUGAUACAUCCCAAGGCCCUCUUGUGCAAUGCUACCCUCGUAUUAUCUGAAGAUAGUCAAGUAGAACCUAGGAGCAUCGUCUACUCCUCCCUCCCCCUCUUUCGUUUGCGUGGAAGCUCGCACCGAUUCAGUCAUUUCCUGCGACUGCCGAGGCAUCUCAGGGGAACACGCUAUUGACAGAGAUAAUUAACACGCCGGAUAGAUCUCCAGGCUUCUCACCAUCCAAAUCCAGAGUAUUAACAACGUUUGGAGUUAUUGUUGGAUUGCUGAGCCCUCCUCAAGAAAUGGCUAGUCUUUGCCGAUAGAUACCCGUUGACAUUGGAAGAUUCUCUGAUUGAUAUCGAUAACGCUUGUUCUUGAAAAAAGGAAGAGAGAUUAUUUGCAUUUACACCUCUUGAGGAUUCUGUUCUAUAACAUUUAAAGAUAAUUAGUGAAGGAGAUUUGUGAUUCGUUUUAUAGCCUGAGUGAGUAUCAAGCAGCUACGCAAAGAGUCUCAACUUGACAACUAUACCGCGCAAGCUUUGUACAAGGGGGGUUAUGCAGAGUGAGUCGUUGGCUAAUUGAAUUGCAAGUAACGGGUCACGUGGCCGACCCCCCUACUGCUUCUCCUGAUAGGGGGAAGUCGUUGCCUUGUCAUGAGCGACGCCCUGGACUCUAGAAUGAUCGCAAGAAAGCGCUCAUCCCGGAGAAGCUUCUAUGUCAGACACGCCACCAAAGACUCCAAGACCACGAGCAUGGAUCGGACUAAGGCAGCGCAGCGUGCCAAGUACACGCAUCGGAGGCAGCGUAGCGACGAAACUUUCACUGUCCACGCCAGCAAGGUGUUUAGCCUUCUCCCUCUCUCGCCGGGCAACCCCCACACCCGCCAUCACUACAAUUUCGACCAUGUUUCCAGGCAUUCUCCCCCGGCUGUGCGCAGCUCGACGCGGCGAAAGAAUGACGUCCAUGUUUCCAACCGGAGGAUGACGGACCGCAUCAUCAACAUUCAGGAUGAAGAUGUCAUCCAUCGGGGGUGGCUCAAGAAGCAGGGCGGAGCAUUCCGCUCCUGGCAACGGAGAUACUUCAAGGUGGCUGGUGACUUCAUGUACUACUAUGCCAAGGAGGACGAUGUCCGCGCCCUGGGCUACAUCCCUCUCCACGGCAAUGUCCUCAAGAAGCACACCUACACGGCUGAAGAACCGGGGAAGUACCUCUUUGAAAUCCUACCAGGUAAGGGAGGUAAAUCAAGCCAAGGUCGUCUGGCCGGAAACCAUGACAGCUUCCUUCUCUGGGCCACCAAUCAGCUUGAGAUGGAUGAGUGGACGCAGGUCAUACGAAGGGUCAUGUACGGCAGGAGAGGGGGAGGUAUAUUUGGACAGAGUCUCCUAGACACGUUAACAUCCGAGAGCACGACCACAACCAAGCAGAUUCCAUCUAUCAUUGAACAGUGUGUGAGGUUCAUCAAGAACCAUGGCAUGUACGAGGAAGGUAUUUUCAGACUGCCUGGACGGACCAACAAAGUCAAAGAGCUUCAGGACCUCUUUGAUAUUGGCGAAAAACCAGACUUUGAGGAACUAAAAGCAGAUGUACACACUAUUGCUUCCCUUCUAAAACUCUAUCUACGUUCCCUCCCCGAGCCUGUCAUCCCGUGGCAACACUACGAACACUUCUUUGAGGCCAUCAAACUUUACGAGGAGCGGGAGGAGGAUGGGAAGGCGGAGCUUAUCCGCGAGCUGGCGUUGCUUCCGCGAUGCAACUAUAACUUGAUGAAGUACAUGUGCUGUUUUUUGCACGAUGUCCAGAAGUACGAGAAGUACAAUCGGAUGGGCGUGCUGAACCUCUCAACGGUCUUCGGGCCGAACAUGUUCCGCGCGAACAACGAGGACCCAACGGCGAUGAUGGAAGCCACUUCGAUGAGCCAGAAAUUCAUCCACUUACUCCUCGCGGAGUACGAUACCAUGUUCCCGUCAAACGACCGCAUCAAUUUUAGCAAUGGCGCAAAGUCAUAUGAUGACCUUCCCAACGCACCCGUACCACCGCCGCGCCAUAAAGCACACAGUCAGAUGCCGACGGGAAGUUUCGACUUGAUCAAAGAACUCCAAGAUCGCCAAACGGGGCGGACCGCUCGAGCGCUGACUAUGACAUCAGACUCACUCCUCAUUGAUUUAAAUCCAGAGGAGGAAUAUGACAUGGAACAUUAUGGGAACUCAGCAUUCUCGAAACGUAGUUAUAGUGUAGACGACGGCCUUGUUUUCAGGGACAGUAUAUCUGUUUCAGACACUGCUAGCAUCACGUCAAGUGGACCGUCGGAACAAGGGUCACAGCAUACGUCAUACUCGGAAAUCGCGGAUACGGCGUCCAUCGCGUCAACAGUCACCGUUAAAUCGGACGGCGAGUCCUUAGUCAUGAUCAACCCAGCAUGCCAGUUGCAGAUAACGCCGUGCGACUCUACGAGCAAUCAUCGUGAGCAGGAGACGUCACCUCGCAAGGAAAGGAGUGGUCUUGGGAUCGACUUGAUGCAGGGUACACCGGAGAAUGAUCUUUCAAACACGGGAGAUCUGACUCUUUCAUAUUCACAUUUACAGGAACAAGUGAGGGCGCUAAAGCAGGAACUCAGCAAGCAGAAGGAAGAGUAUGAAAUGAAGCUGAGGAAGUGGAAAAUCAAGUACGAGGGCAUGCAGAUACAAUAUGAUAAUUCUGAAAGUGCAAGGAGAGCGACAGAUGAACGCAACAAGCAGCUUCUAAAGCAACUCAACGCUUUCAUCGAUGAAUAUGGACCGCAAUAGUCAAAUGGAAUACCGAUAGAGCCUUCCAAGAGUUCAUCUACAUGGGAUGGACAGAAUGUGACAUUUCAAUGCUUCAAAGCUUACAUUUAUGAUUCCUACCCAUGGGGAGAGGGAUUAACCAAUUAAUGAUAUCAUGGAUUGGUAUAGAUCUCAGUAGCUUGUGCCUUAUGUACAUUCAAGUGUUUUCUUUGUGUUUCAAAUAGAAUCCUUUUAAUUACAACUCAUUGACGGAUCGAGUAGAAAUAGAAAUGGACAAUCGCAACUCAUUGCUUCUAUUGAUGAGUACUGCCCCAUGUAGUUAAUGGAACAAGUGCCUUAUUUGGCAUUAUUUGGCGUCACCUGUGCCUGGGAGGCGAAAAGCGAACUGAAUCACUGUAACCCUCGGGUGUCUCCUCCUGUUAUAAAUGAUUGGGGGUGUACAGGUGGACCACUACACCAGGGUUUCCCUACUCUUUAAUAUACAAAUAGUGCAGUGGGUUCUCUCUGGGGACUCUCCUCUACAUGGGGCCUCCAUUUAACAUCCUAUCUGAGGGACGGAGUGUUUUCUACUUAACAUAUGGUAGCCUGCGUCUA
This is a messenger RNA of Strongylocentrotus purpuratus (purple sea urchin), 3339 nucleotides long. Its product is annotated as rho GTPase-activating protein 24. Bases 637 to 2766 code for a protein of 709 amino acids. Gene Ontology annotation, biological process: signal transduction; activation of GTPase activity. NCBI's taxonomy places the organism in Eukaryota, Metazoa, Echinodermata, Echinoidea, Camarodonta, Strongylocentrotidae. Gene Ontology annotation, molecular function: GTPase activator activity. The transcript is spliced from 8 exons. The record is from RefSeq and is a predicted model, not a curated record.